AUGACUAUUUUGCAAAUUGAUUUGACAAAUUUUGAGUAUACAAAUAAAGAACAAAAAAGUGUUAUACUUUCUAAUACUCUACUGGAAAUUUCAGAAAAACUAGAGAAUCUAGAAUUAAAGCAAUUAAACGAAAAACAAGAAGAAAUACUCCAAAUACUUUGUCAAAUUAUAAAGCCAGAAAUCUUAGUACCUUCAAGAAUAAUACGAAAUCAUUUAGGUCAUUGUUUUGAAAUAAUUUUUUCAAGAGGAAAUUGUGUUACAUUAUUUGAUACUUUUAAUAGCCUUCUUAAAAACAUUUUACUACCAGAACCAAAAAGCAACAAUUUACAUAUUAAAUGGACAAUAUUGGUUAUUAUUAAGCAUAUUUAUUUAGCAUCUGGAAAUAAAUUAUCAAUUCAUCUCAAUGAUACUAUAAACGUAAUAUUUAAAAUAUUUAAAAUUUCAAAUAACAUUUGUGAGCUCCGUGCAUCUUGUUUUGAAACAUUGUCAGAAGUAUUAACUUCCUAUGACGGUGUCGUAAAUGAAACUAAUACUAAAAAAAUAUUUAAAUUCAUAAAAUCAAGCUUAUCAGACAAAACAGACAUAGUGAAAUUAAAAGCGUUAAUAUGUUUUAAGAAUCUUAUUAAAAUUUGUAUAUCGGUUUCAGGUUACACAGAUAUUAAUACUGUUAAAACUAUAGCUAUUAAAUUUAUCGAUAAACCUAACUUUUCUAUCCAUGAUCAAGCAGCAAAAACUAUAGCUAUAGCACUAAUAUCAAAUUCCAAAUUAGCUACUAAGAACGUUAAUUUACCUAAAGAAAAUAAAGAAACACAAUCAAAUAAUAUUAUAAAAAAUGACAUAUUACCUGCAGCAUUCAAGAAAUACACAUAUUAUGAUUCAGAUAUAGAAAAAUCAUUACCAUUUACUCUAAAACAUAUAUCAGAUAUAUAUGCUAAACAUAUAACAAAUCCUUACAUAGAAAGAUUUAUUGUAAAUAUAUACUCAAAAUUUUUAGAACAUUACGAAAAAGAUUGGAUCAUAAAUCAUUAUAGAUUUAUUAUUAAAAAUCAUAUUUAUGAUAUUGCCUCUAUGAUUAAUAAUAUCAAAGAUAAACAAAAAAUUUCAGUAACUAGGAAUAUUAUUUGUCAUCUUUUAGAUAUCAUGAAGAAAAAAUUAGAUGAAGCUUCACAAUUUAAAGUCUUAAAAAUACUAAAUAAUGAGUAUUUAAGCAUAUGGCUUCACAAAGCAGAUCUUACUCAAGCAAAAAAAGUAAUGCUCACAAGUAUAUUAUAUGAAUUAUCGAAAUUUAUUCUAACACUUAACUAUACUACUAGUAUUAUUCGUGAAUCAUUAAGAAACAAUCUUUUAUUUACAUUGAACUGCACAAGUUUGACAAUACAAAAUUAUGCAAGCUGGUGUAUUAAGUGUUUUGCAGUUUCUAUUCCAAAUGAUAUGACGUAUUUAACAAAUUUUUGCUUAAAAUAUGUAAAAGAAUUCAUAUCUACGGAUAUUAAUAGUAUUGACUCUCUUUCAAAAUUACGUAUACGAGGACAUGCACUGGCUCUUUCAAGAUUAAUUAGUCUCGGAAAACAAAAAUCCUUAUAUAUUUCUUCUAAUAUUUUAUCCGAAAUAUUUUCUGUAUCUUAUUCUAUUUUAAAACUAACAAUAAAUAACACAAUACAUGCUACAAUAAUACCUAUACAAGUAGCAUGGACAUUAAUUAGUUCAUUAAUGAAACUUGGAUCAUCUUUUGUUAGAAACUUUAUCUCUCAGUUAUUUAUAUUAUGGGAAAAUACACUUCUAAAACCAUCUAUAAGCAAUCUUUCUACUGAAAUAAAUCACACAGAAACUUUAUUUUUAUUAUACACUCGAGAAUAUGCUCUAGGAUCUAUAUUUUCAUUUUUACUACAUAAUAAAGAAUUAUUAACAACAGAUGUCUUAAGAAAAAUCAGUAUCAUGAUAAGUGAAACUAAUACUAUUCUUGUUUUUUUGGAAAAAAAACAAAAAAAUAACACAUUUUUGGACAAGUAUGUACAUUUGUCUCAAGAGAUUCUAGAAACUAUGGUUGAAAAAAGAAUACUUCAAUGUUAUCUAUUAAUCAUAUGGAAAAAUCCAACAGAUACUACACAAGGUGAGCUCAUAUCUCGUUUAAUUACUAAUUUUGCAAACCCAUGCAUUUCUACUAUUAAAAAUAUGCCAAACUACCAAUUUUAUUAUUACUUUCAAUCUAAUCAGAACAUUAAUGAAAUAUCGAGUUUUAUUAAUUUGCAAGAAUUUUCUGAACAUCAAGAAAUAUAUGAAGCAACUAAUAACAAUAUAUUACAAAACUAUAUAUAUGUUCCAAAAGAGUAUAGUCUUAUUAAUGCAAAUAUUUCUAAUUCAGAUUUUCAAGAAAAUAAUCCAUUACAAAUUCAUAAUAUUUUUUGUUCUUUUGAUGAAAUUCCAUCAAAUAAACUAUCCAUUCAUAUAGAAAUCAUUGACCUAUCAAUCCUACUAUUUGGUGCAGUCUUUUUGAACCAGUCAAACAAAAUUAAAGAGAGUAUACUUGAACAGUUAAUUACAUUUAUUACGUUUUCAUCAUCCACUAAACCUUUUCAACAAAAUAAUGCAAUAAUCUGUAACUCAAAUUUAGCAAUUCUUGGAAUUCUUCGUUUUAUAGAGAAUCAAAUAAAUCAAAUAAACAAUUUAAAAAAUACAAAAACAAUAAACUUAAUGGAACAAAUAGCAAAAUAUGGAAUAAAUUCUUACAAUCCAGCCAUCCGGAGAAUUUCCUGUGAAGUUAUUGGAAGAUUAACAGGUCUAAGAAAAAAACAACUUAUACCUUCCUUUAUAGAGUUUUAUCUAAAGCAAAUUAUUGAAAUAGGUGAUCCAGAUAUCCGUUCUGGUAAUGCUCUUUGUUUAGGUAGAAUAUUAAAUCAUUAUGGAAGAAUCACAUCCAGUUCAUACAUUAGUCAAAUAUUAGGUAUUCUGCUAUCUUUAAGCAUAGAUCAUCAUCCUAUAGUUUGCUUCUGGGCACUCGAAAGUAUAACUAUAGGUAUCCAGUCUUUUGGACCUAACAUGUCUUUAUAUUGUUUAAAUAUAUUGAAUAUUAUUUCAAAAAUCUAUAACGAAAUAGAUUAUAAUAUUAACAAUAUAUUAACACCUUCUAAUUUAUCAUUAAAAUUUCCAAUAUUAAGCAAAUUAGCAAAGUGCUUAAAUGCAAUCGUAAAUAUAUUCGGUCCAGAUCUUGAAAAAAAUACGGAAGCAAAAAAACUAGUAUCCAUAUUAAUAAAAGGACUUCUUUUAGAAAAAGAUAAAAAAGUAUUAGCUACAGCUAUAUAUUGUACACAACAUAUUUUGCUAUUUUCAUCUGAUUUAUUAAAUCCAUAUUUUUUAAUAAAACUCCUUCAAAAAAAUAUGAUGUCAAAACAUAAAAAUCUGGCUAGAGCAUCCAUUAAAUCACUUCAUCAACUUAUACAACAUGAUAUAUUAAAUGUUUUUAAAUGGGAACAAAAUAAUUUAGAUACAUACAUAUGGCUAGCCUAUGACUUAAAUCCAGAAUGCCAAGAUCUUAAAAAUAUCAUUGAAAUAUGGUUACAUCAUACAUCAGAUUCUCAACAAAAUUAUUGGAUUCAACUUUGUCUAAAAACUUUCGAAAAAAAGUCAUCUAAUAAAAUACAAAAAGUUAACAAAAAUAUCUAUAUAAAUUCGAAAGAUGAAGAAUUUUCUAGCUUUGCAGUAAACAAAAGUCAAGCAAAUCAUAAUUUUAACAACGUUCAAAAAAAACUAGGAAAUUUACGUUGGCAAACACAAAAAUUAAUUCUUCAAUGUAUCAAUAAUUUAUUAUCACAUACAGAAUCAUUUUUUGAAGAAUAUCCGGACUCUCAGAUACCUCCAAAAAUUUCAAUUUUAUCUUCUAAUAUUUCAAAUUUAAUUAAAAUAGGAUUUAUGGCAUCUACUUCAAAAAAUUACAAUAUCCGUCUUGAAGGUUUAAAAAUUAUACAAAAAAUUAUAAAGAUAUUCUCUCCUUUGAAAGAUCCAUAUUUUCCUACAUCAUCUUUACUUGAACAAUACGAAGCACAAAUUAUUUCUGCUAUUAUUCCAUCAUUUUCAAAUGACUCAGUUCCAGAGAUUGCAGCAUUAGCAAUACAUAUUUGCUCAUAUUUUUUAACAAGCGGGAUACUAAAAGAGAUUCCAAAAACAGGAAGAAUUAUAAAAUUACUUACAUCAGCACUUCUAAGUUUAAAAAAUUCGGAAAAUGCAGUUUCAAUUGGAGAUUUAAAAUGUUCGAAUAACAAUUUCCAAAUUAUGCUUAAACUAUCUAUCAUUUCAAGCUGGGCUGAACUUCAAAUUGCUAGUCAAACUAAAAAUUGUUUAAAUUCUAUAAUUAAACCGAAUUUAAUGCUUCUAUCCUUUUUAUGGAUUACCUCAUUAAAAGACUACGCUAAAUUCUGUUUUGAAGCUCAUGAAUUAUCCAAUGAUUUAGCUUAUUUAGCUUCAAAAUCAACAGAUUUUAACAAAAUAUUCCUAGAUAUGAAUAACAAUGAAUUAUUUGAGAUUUGCAACAAAUUUAAAAUAAAUGUAAUUUAUGCUAUUGCAAUUCUUUCAGAAUCAAAUGAAGAUAUAAUUUUUAAAACAAUAGACCAAUAUAAUUUGGAUAACUUAAAUAUUAUAGAAUUAAACAAAAUAGCUAACCAUAAGGAAAAAAUCUCUACGCUAUUUUUUUUACUUUUCGGAUUAUGUUUCGAGGCAUUAUUACAUCCUAUUUCUAAUAAAAAAGCUAUAAAUACAAACAAACAAAAACUUUAUAUACUUUUUGCUUUUGAAAAAAUACUAAAUAUAUCUUUACAUAAUGAAAUUAUAUAUUAUAGUCCUAUUUUUUCAGAGCUAAUAACAUUAUUUAAAAAAAUGUUGUUAAUAGAACGUCCAAUUAUUCAAAUUUUAAUAGUAAGAAUUACAACAAAUUUAAUAAAUAACUUUCCUCUAGAAAACUUAGAACUUUUAAAAAGAAACGAAAAUUACGAAAAUAAUUUUAGAAGUCAACAAAAAGAUAUAUUAAAAUAUUCAGAACAAUUGUUUGAACUUUCAGAAAUUAUAAUACUUCCAUUUAUUAUAUAUUUCAAAAAUCUUAACAAUAGUAUACAUAAUGAUUUAAAAAGUCAUGAUGAAAGUAUGUCAAAAUUAUUAAUAUACUCAUUAGAAUCAUAUAUAAAAGUUAUAAAAAAAUUCCCUCAUAUGAUACAAUGUAGCCUUCAUGAUUGCGCUUUUUUUAUAAUAUUAAAACUAUAUUAUAAUAAAAACUCGUAUAAUUUAAUUCCUAAGGUUCUCCCAUUAGUCAGAAUUCUUUGUGAAGAUAUAUUAGCUAUAUCUAAGACUAGUCAAAAAAAUUAUGAAAUUUCACAGAAUUUGAUAGAAAACAUUAUAGAACAAAUAAUAGAAAUAAUACAAAAAUCAUCAUCAGCGUGGAAUUAUGGAUUACUUUUAAUCACAAUAAUUAUAACAAUUACUGGACAAAUUCUUUCUCCAAAAAGCAAAUCAACUCAAAAAUAUUGCAGCUUAUUUAUAAAAUCGCCAGAUGAGGAUAAAGCAAAAAUGCUUAUUUACUGUAUGAAAUCACUUUUAAAAUCAUCAUUUUAUAAUAUACAACGGUACAUUUUUCAAUCUAUACUAUUUGCAUCUUUCAAUAUUAUCAAAAAAGCUCAUUUAAGUUCUGGAAAAUCACUUACUUUUGAUAUGGGAACAAAUGCUUGUGAUAUUAUAAUUGAUCUUAUUAAAAGUAUAACAGAAAAUAAUCAACAAUAUAUAGCUAUAAUAAUCAUUAUACCAAUAUUAAUUCGUUUUGCAUCAAUCAAGGAACUAGAAUCAAAACAUAAAAAAGAAAUUUCUUUUAAAUUAUUAUCUAUAAUGGCAUAUUACAGUGAAAGUGUCCAUCAGAUUCUACAAAUGAUACCCAAAAAAGAUUCUGAUAUGCUAAAAAAAUUGUUUAAAUCUACAGCAUAUUCUAAUGUGUCAAUUAGUCUUGAACAUAAACCAAAGAUUUCUUUAAAAAAAAAAUUUAUAAAUUAA
Messenger RNA from Pneumocystis jirovecii RU7, 6024 nucleotides. RefSeq lists its product as uncharacterized. NCBI's taxonomy places the organism in Eukaryota, Fungi, Ascomycota, Pneumocystomycetes, Pneumocystales, Pneumocystaceae. Gene Ontology annotation, biological process: endocytosis; intracellular protein localization; retrograde transport, endosome to Golgi. Bases 1 to 6024 code for a protein of 2007 amino acids. Gene Ontology annotation, cellular component: Golgi apparatus; endocytic vesicle; membrane. The transcript has 18 exons. The record is from RefSeq and is a predicted model, not a curated record.